Messenger RNA from Micropterus dolomieu (smallmouth bass), 690 nucleotides. Its product is annotated as chromobox protein homolog 5-like. Bases 210 to 671 code for a protein of 153 amino acids. Gene Ontology annotation, cellular component: pericentric heterochromatin. Gene Ontology annotation, biological process: chromatin organization; negative regulation of transcription by RNA polymerase II. The transcript has 4 exons. Lineage: Eukaryota; Metazoa; Chordata; Actinopteri; Centrarchiformes; Centrarchidae. Gene Ontology annotation, molecular function: chromatin binding. The record is from RefSeq and is a predicted model, not a curated record.
GCGCGCUUUUUACGCACAGAAGCACAGCACCUUUUUGUGAUCCAGGCUAGAAGCUAAAACAGCCCCAUCGUUGCUUCACAUACCGUAGGUCCACAAAAGACGCGUUAUCGCUGCGGUUACCUGGUCGAAAACAGCGGUCUACAUAUCCGAAGGGGAAGUGCCGUUGGCCUGCGACAGAGUAACGUUAGCGUUCAGCAACAAACUUUGCUAUGGGCAAAAAGUCUCGCGAAGAAGACUCUUCAUCCUCUGAUGAGGAAGAAUAUGUUGUGGAGAAGGUGCUGGACAGGAGGGUGGUGAAAGGCAGGGUUGAGUUCUUCCUGAAGUGGAAAGGAUACUCAGAAAAGCACAAUACGUGGGAACCAGAGAAGAAUCUGGACUGUCCUGAGCUUAUUUCAGAAUUCAUGAAGACCUACAAGAAAAGCAGUGGUGGAAGCUCCACACCCAGCAGUGGGGCCAGCAAAUCAAACACAAGCUCCCUGGGACGCUCCAAAGACUCAAGCAGCUCAAAGAAGAGAAGCUCCGAUGAUGAUGAGGAGGGUGGUAGUAAGCCCAAAAAGAAGAAGGAGGAUGACAUUCUAGUUGCACGUGGCUUUGAGAGAGGCCUUGAGCCAGAGAAGAUCAUUGGAGCAACUGAUUCAUGUGGAGACCUCAUGUUUCUUAUGAAGUGGUAGGUUUUGUUAUAUUCAUCUC